Messenger RNA from Peromyscus eremicus (cactus mouse), 2232 nucleotides. RefSeq names its product BTB domain containing 9 (gene Btbd9). Gene Ontology annotation, biological process: circadian behavior; adult locomotory behavior; modulation of chemical synaptic transmission. The record is from RefSeq and is a predicted model, not a curated record. The coding region runs from base 381 to 2219 and encodes 612 amino acids. Lineage: Eukaryota; Metazoa; Chordata; Mammalia; Rodentia; Cricetidae. The transcript has 11 exons. Gene Ontology annotation, molecular function: protein binding.
CUUACCCUGAGCCAGGUGCCGGCAGGGCGGCCACACCCUGAGGGCUUCAGUUCAGGAGGGGCAGUGCCUCCGACGGGCGGAGACGCGCCACGAAACCCCGCCCGAAGCGACCCGGGGGGCCCUGAAAUCCUGGGUCCUCCCGGCCCACGGGGAAUCCGUUGCUAAGUGACGCCAGCGCGCAAAGCGCGUGCGCGGCCACGGCGGUGUGCGUGAAAGCGGGCGCGCGCCGCGACGGCGGCGGCGGGGAAGGCGGCGACGGCGGCGGUCGAGGGGGCGGUGGCCACGAGGCAAGGUCGUUGCUGGCGGAAGAGACGUGUGUGGCGGCGGUUAGGUCGCUGAGGAACAUCGUCGGGGCCAGUGACUAUCAUCUAUUCCACACGAUGAGUAACAGCCACCCUCUUCGCCCCUUUACUGCAGUGGGGGAAAUUGAUCAUGUGCACAUUUUGUCUGAGCAUAUUGGUGCCUUGUUGAUUGGUGAAGAAUAUGGUGAUGUCACAUUUGUUGUGGAAAAGAAGCGCUUUCCUGCCCACAGGGUAAUUUUAGCAGCUAGGUGCCAAUAUUUUCGAGCAUUACUGUAUGGUGGGAUGCGAGAGUCUCAGCCUGAAGCAGAAAUCCCUCUCCAAGACACCACUGCAGAAGCAUUCACAAUGCUACUCAAAUACAUCUACACGGGGCGGGCGACACUGACAGAUGAGAAGGAGGAGGUGCUGCUGGAUUUUCUGAGCCUGGCUCAUAAAUAUGGAUUUCCAGAGCUAGAGGAUUCUACCUCUGAAUAUCUCUGCACCAUACUUAAUAUUCAGAACGUCUGUAUGACUUUUGAUGUUGCCAGUCUCUACUCACUUCCCAAGCUAACUUGUAUGUGCUGCAUGUUCAUGGACAGAAAUGCUCAGGAGGUGCUCGCCAGUGAAGGCUUCCUCUCCCUUUCCAAGACAGCACUUCUGAACAUCGUUUUAAGAGAUUCGUUUGCUGCUCCUGAGAAGGAUAUUUUCUUAGCCUUGUUAAACUGGUGUAAGCACAAUGCGAAGGAGAAUCAUGCUGAAAUCAUGCAGGCUGUGCGUUUACCUUUAAUGAGCCUCACUGAGCUUCUGAACGUUGUCAGACCUUCAGGACUGUUGUCUCCAGAUGCUAUUCUAGAUGCCAUUAAGGUGCGGUCAGAGAGCCGAGAUAUGGACCUCAACUACAGAGGCAUGCUCAUACCAGAAGAAAACAUCGCAACUAUGAAGUAUGGAGCCCAGGUUGUGAAAGGAGAGCUGAAGUCAGCCUUGUUGGAUGGUGACACUCAAAAUUAUGACUUGGAUCAUGGAUUUUCCAGGCAUCCCAUCGAUGAUGACUGCCGCUCUGGCAUUGAGAUCAAGCUUGGCCAGCCAUCCAUUAUCAACCACAUACGCCUCCUCCUGUGGGACCGUGACAGCCGGUCUUAUUCCUACUUUAUUGAAGUGUCUAUGGAUGAACUAGAUUGGAUCAGAGUGAUAGAUCAUUCACAUUACCUAUGUCGGUCUUGGCAAAAGUUGUAUUUUCCAGCCCGUGUAUGCAGGUAUAUCCGAAUAGUUGGAACUCACAACACAGUGAACAAGAUUUUCCACAUUGUGGCUUUUGAAUGUAUGUUCACAAACAAAACCUUCACUCUGGAGAAGGGCCUAAUAGUUCCCAUGGAGAAUGUUGCAACAAUCGCUGAUUGUGCCAGUGUGAUCGAAGGAGUCAGUCGGAGCCGAAAUGCCUUGCUGAACGGGGACACUAAGAAUUAUGACUGGGAUUCUGGCUAUACGUGUCACCAGCUGGGAAGUGGUGCCAUUGUGGUUCAGCUGGCACAGCCAUACAUGAUUGGGUCAAUACGGUUACUACUCUGGGACUGUGACGAUCGAAGCUACAGUUACUACGUUGAGGUUUCCACCAAUCAGCAGCAGUGGACCAUGGUGGCUGACAGAACGAAAGUCUCCUGCAAGUCCUGGCAAUCAGUCACUUUUGAAAGACAGCCUGCCUCCUUCAUCCGAAUCGUCGGAACACACAACACAGCAAAUGAGGUGUUCCACUGUGUCCACUUUGAGUGUCCGGAGCAGCAGAGCAGCCAGAAGGAGGAGAGCAGCGAGGAGCCGGGGACAGGGGGCCCCAGCACCCCCAGUCAGCAGCUCGAACCCCACGCACUGCGAGCACCCAGCGCCAGCUCACUACCCCCGAGUCCGGGCCCCAACUCGCGCUCACCCAACCAACAACACCAAUAAAGGAGGCGGAGGA